AUGAAGCAGACAAAAAAGAGACCCCGCCAACGUUCCCCAUCACCCUCGCCGACACCAUCGGGAAGAUCAGAUGCUAGGCCCCAAUCAACACAAUCCAAAGCGGCAGAUUCCAAUAUUGUUGUCAAUGAUGGCUCCAACACCACCUCUGGCCUUCAGUCAAGAGCCUCUCAGGCCAGACAGGCUAAUAAUAGUCUGGACCCAACCGAUCACGAUGAGCUUCUUUGA
Messenger RNA from Puccinia graminis f. sp. tritici CRL 75-36-700-3, 225 nucleotides. RefSeq lists its product as uncharacterized. Bases 1 to 225 code for a protein of 74 amino acids. The transcript has 2 exons. The record is from RefSeq and is a predicted model, not a curated record. NCBI's taxonomy places the organism in Eukaryota, Fungi, Basidiomycota, Pucciniomycetes, Pucciniales, Pucciniaceae.